Molecule: messenger RNA, 4476 nt
Organism: Plodia interpunctella (Indianmeal moth)
Lineage: Eukaryota; Metazoa; Arthropoda; Insecta; Lepidoptera; Pyralidae
Gene: su(sable)
Product: suppressor of sable
Exons: 2
Coding region: 223-3930 (1235 amino acids)
Biological process (GO): negative regulation of DNA-templated transcription
Cellular component (GO): nucleus
Molecular function (GO): metal ion binding; RNA binding
Source: RefSeq, a predicted model, not a curated record
CAUUCAUUCGUGGCGACUUUGCGUAGUGAGAGCGCAGCGACACCGAAACAUUGUGAAAUGUGAGCGGCCACUGCUUGUCUUGCUUGGCUGUAUCUACAUAAUUUACUUUGAAUUUGAAAGUAGUGGCUAUGAACAGUUACUGUACUGAUUUCUGCCAUAAUACAUGUUGAAUUUCUUAUUGCGCAUAAAUAAUUGUGAAUAUUGGAGAACUGCCCAUUUUCAAUGCUCAUUGUUCCAACGAAUAUUAGUGAUACCUUCAUAAUGGCGGAUGCAGCAACAAAUUUGGAAGACUUAGAAGAUGGGGAGAUUGAAAGUGACGGAGAAGAUGCAUCUGGCCCGCAAGCAGAAAACAAACAGGAAGACAAUGUACAAGUUCCUCAGGAGAAAAGUAGUCAAGAAAAUAUGGAUACUCAAGAAUUUUAUUAUUCUAAAUCAGGUAAGAAAAAGAAAAAUAAAUCAAAAGGCGAGCAAAAGUUUAAAGAUAAAAAUAAGAAGAAAAAUAAAUAUUCUAGUCCAACCAUCGAAGAAGAUUUUGCUGGUAAUAUAGAAAAAGCAAUUAGAAAAGCGAUGAACAAAAAUGAUGAAGAUAGUAAUGUUGAAGAAGAUGUUGAAGAUCGCCGAAAACAUAAGAAAAGAAAGAAAUAUGACAAUAAAGAUGGCUUGCCAAAAAAACGUAAAAAGCAAGAAUAUUCUGAUGAAAUGGACGAAGAUGAAAUGAUGUGUGUGAGGGGUGCGUCACCAGUUCAGAAACCUUUAGAUUCUUUUGGAGAAGAUGACAGGGAUUCAUAUGCUUCAGAUAGCAGUCAUGAAUCUCGAGAACAACAGCAUCAGCGGGCUCAAAGAAAAAGACCUCAAAGGGAGCGCAAUAAGAACCAUAAAAAUGAUCGGAGAAGAGUUCAAAAUCAAAUGCAGGAUGGAGAUGGAGUUUGUUCCUAUUAUAUGCAAGGGAAAUGUCAUAAAGGUGACGAUUGCAUAUACUCACACGAUGCCCAACCUCCUCGGAAAAUGGAACUAUGUAAAUUUUAUUUAAUGGAUUGUUGUGCAAAACGAGAUAAAUGUCUUUAUAUGCAUGCAGAUUUUCCUUGUAAAUACUACCAUACUGGUCUUCCUUGCAUUUUUAAAGAUGAUUGUAAAUUUGCACACGGUAAACCAUUGACUGAAAAUUUAAAAAAUAUUUUAUUAAAACAUAUUGAAUCUGCGCCUAAGGAAAUUUUGGGAGAUUUUCCUAGGUUACACAGAGAAGGAGCGUUACAAAUGAUUCAAGCGACUCAGUUAAAAUUGAUGCAGCAAUAUUCAGAGAAUACUGAUAAUGAUGAUAAAACUAUUCCUUCUCUGUUUGAUUUAAAUAUACAGAACCCUCAAAAUGUAAUGGAUAAUAUACAAUCAAAUCAGUUUAAUAACGAAAGGCAAAAUAAAGUUUCUCCAAAAAUACGGCAGUCCAGGUGGCAACAUGACAAUACUAAUCAAAAUUUUAACAUAAAUAUGUCACCAAAUAGCAGUGUUGGUACUACUAAUGUUUUGAGCAUUAAGAACUUAACUGGCGUUUUGACACCGAGGCAGAUUUCCGAUCUCACGAAAAUGGGUAUUGAUAAUUUAGAUCAACUAGGACAGUUAACCGUAUUACAACUGAAUAGCAUUGGAAUUUCCCUAAAACAAAUUACUGAAAUACAAUUGAAUACCAUGAACAUACAAAAAUUGGGGUUGAUUAAUCCUAACAAUGAACAAACACAACUACCGUUUGCAACUACCACAUCUUCUAACAAGGACUUGGACUUAAGAGUUCCGCCAGUAAUUCCAAUUUCUAAUAAUGCAACAGUAAGUACGUCUUUGCCUGGUCAGGAUGUUGAUAUGCGGUUCCAAACGCCAUCGCUUGCUAUUCCAUCGCCAGAUGAUAAUAGUACGAGUAAUAUCAUUUUAAAAAAAGAGCCUCAGGCAAAUAAAGACAUGAUUGAUAUUGAUCAGUAUACUAAAGAUGCAUUAAAGUUUGCCUUGAAAGAUAAAGAAAACAUAGAUGUGUCAAACGAUACAUAUGAAAGCGAAAAUUCUAUUAUGCCACUUGAAACAAAAGAUGUCGAUCACAGGGUACUUCCUUUCACAGACGAAAAUUUACUAAAAUUGCAGUCUAAUAUUAAAAAAGAAUUAGAAGAGAUUAAUUCGAAAACAGAAUUUGAUACUGAUAUUCGUUUUCCUACUAUGAAGAGAGAAUCCGAAGAUACUGUCAUUAAAAAAGAACUCGAUACCGACAUCCGUUUUGGUUCUAAUAAAAAAGAUUUUGUAGAUAACACUAUAAAAAAAGAAUUUGACACUGAUAUACGUUUUCUUCAACCUGAGCCAAUAUUCAAAAAUUCAGAAAAGAAACAUCGUCGUUCAACGACAGAUGACGAGGAUAACUUGUUGAUCGAUGAAAAAUGGUACUCAAGUGAUGAGGAAAAAGGAAUUAAAAGAAAGUCGCCCGUUUCUUCACCGAAACCACAUUCACAAUCGCCUCUAAUUCCUGCCCCCCAUGUUAUAGAACCUUCUUCCGUUUUAAGUAGGAUUGGAGACCUUUCAAAAAUAGAUAUAAGCGAAGAGGUUACAAAAUUGUUAAAUACAAUGAAAAACAACUUGCAGGAACCUAAAUCUGAAAACAUCAUUGAACAAAUAGGUUCACCAAAAUCAAGGGAUCCUAGGUCUCGAAAAUCUCCGGACAGAACUAGUGAUACGAGUAAAAUUUCAAAUAAAAAACCUACGCGAAUUUCAAUAUAUGAAUGUGUGGAUGGGGAACCAACUGAUGGCCGUAGAAGAACGGAUGUAGAUUUACGACAAUCUGAAUUUAAAUUACCCACUUUUGGAGACACGGAUCUUCGGCAGACGACCAGUGGCGAUAUUGAUUUUCGUAUAAGUUUGCCAUUUAAACCAAUAAAUAAUUAUACUCCAGCGACUGAAAUUAAUGGGUCAAUAAAUAGUCACCCUCCUAUUCCGUAUAAAUUGAUACCCAUAGAUAUACCACGACCGGAUUACACUGAUAUUAGAGACAGUACAGCGAAAUCGCAAGCAUUAAUAGAUCCGAGACUGAGAAAAGUGUUCAGGUUAUCAAUAGAAGAGUCAAACAGUGAUAGUGAAAAAACAAGCAAACCUGUAACUCCUGCUGCGCCGCGAGUUGACCCACGCCGAAAACCAAAAGAUAUCUCAGACGUUUCAAAUCCAGACCAAAAGUCGAGCGCUUUAGAAUUACAAAACAUUUUACAAAAUUCUAACUGGUAUAAAGAUUUAAGCUCUACCCAAAAAAUAUUUGUUAAUCAACAUCUUGCACCGGUCGUUCAAAUCAUAAAACAGUAUCAACAAGAAAAGGCUACUGGAAAAAAAUUAGACCUUACAUUUUUACAAAGUAAUACAGUGUUGUGCAGUAUCUUUACUAAUUUAGGCGUAUCCCUGGGAGAUAAUGGGGAAUUUUCUUAUAUUCCAAAGCCGAAAGAAGCUUUAUUAAAAACUCCAAUCAAUUUUAACCAAAAUCAGAGUCCUUUUGGUAUGAACAACAUGCCGAUGAUGCCCGGUAGCAUUGAUGGCAACAACACGAAUAUGAUGAAUAUUCCAGGGAUGGGCAUGGGUGGUAUGAACAACAUGAACGUUGGUCCGAUGCAUAACUAUAACCAGCCUAUGACAGAUCCGCGUGGUGGACCUGCACCCGGUCUUCUAGGCAUAGCUCCAAAUAUUCCUCAUAAUUUUAGCAAUAAUAACUUUGGUGGUCCUAGUAGUUUUGGUAAUAUGGGUUUUAAUGGGCCAGGACCGGGUAAUGAUUUUAAUUUUAUGGAUGGCGAACAAAAUUUCCCAAGAUUCCCUAAUCGAGGAGGUCAUCGAGGUCGAGGUAAUGACAGGUGGAACCGUGGAGGUUCUGGCAGAGGACAUCGGGAUAGAAAAAACUUUAACGACCGCGGUGGGUGGAAGAAAUGAGAGACAUUAGUGUAUAUACAGUUAGUUUUAUACUUACGAUUAUAGUAUAAAUCCUGUUAAAUUUAUUUUUGUUUAAAUAGAGUUAGUAGUCCUUCCACAUACUACGAAAUGUGAUCAAGGUGAUAAUUAUUAAUGACAGACUUUUGUAGGUACACUUUUAUAGGUAAUUUAUAUAAUUGUAAGUCUAAGAAAUCUCGUGUACAAGGUCUUAAGUGUAAAUAUUUUUGCAAAGUACAUGUAUUAUCGGUCAGUGGUAGUAUUACGUGAAAAUUGUGGAAAAUAAAAAAUAUGAAUUAUGCUUGUAACAAGAAGUAUCUAUUAUAAUAGCCAAAUGUGUAAAGACUGAAGGCAAUUUUUGUGUUAUGUAAUUAAUACGAAAUAAUUUAACAUUAUACGUGAAGUUUUAGUUCGACAGACCUAAUAAGUUGUGUAGAGGUCACUAUUAAUUUAUCAUGUUUGUUUAAAACCAAUUUCUUGAUUCAUACUUUGCCAUGCAAGUAAUUUAAUAUUUUCUACAUGUGGACCUAAAUAAAUCUAGAAGCAAUA